AUGAGUGGAAAAAAAUAGUGUUUUUAUGAGGUUUUAGGAGUUUAAAAAACUGCUUCCGUUGAUGAAAUUAAAAAAGCAUACAGAAAGCUUGCUUUGAAAUGGCAUCCUGAUAAAAAUUUGAAUAACAAAAAAGAAGCUGAAGAAAAGUUUAAAAUCAUUUCAGAAGCUUAUAGUAUCCUUUCUAGCUAAGAAAAGAGGGAUCAUUAUGAUAGAUAUGGCCAUGAAGAACCCCCAUAGCCUGACGAAUAUUACAGAGGAAAUGCAGAUGAUUAUUAUGCUGAUGAUGGAGAUGAUGGAUUCUUUGAAGCCGAAUUCGUUUUUGUAGACCCUUCCAAUUCAAGAAGAAAAGGAAAGGGAAAAAGCAACAGAAAUAGAGGAGGAUUUUCAUACUAACCUUUCACUUUUGCUAAUGCUGAACAAAUAUUUAGAGAAUUUUUCGGAUCUGAUUUUGGAUUUGGAAUGUUUGAUGACGAUGACGAUGAUGAUGACUUUGGUGCAUUUGACAUGUUUGGAUUUGGAGGAAUGGGCAAAAAGAAAUAAAAAAAGAAUAGCAGAAAAUACAAUAAAAACGAUGAAGAUUACAAUGACUUUUUUGGAGGUGGCAUGAUUAAUUCUAUAAUGAAUGAUUUUAUUUCUGAUAGUUUCUUCAGUAGAGUGGGUUAAAAUAUGAUUUAGUCUUCCUCAUAUUCAUCUAGCUCAAAUUACAAUGGCGGCAAUUCAAGAGGAGUGCAAAAAAGCAUAACAACAACUACACAAAUAAGAAAUGGAUAAAAAUAUACUGUCAAGAAAAUUGUAACAAGAGAUUAAUAUGGAAAUGAAAACGUUUAAAUAACAGAAGAGUAAGAUGAUUAUAAGCAACCAAAGCAAUUGUAUAGCUAAUAUGAUUAGCAUGAUAAUCGUAGUACAAACAAUAAUAGAUUAACUCAUUAAACACAUUCUAAUUAGCUAAAAAAUCACUAAAGAGAAGACCGUUUGCAGGAUGAGAAGCCGAAAUAAUAAAAGUAAAAUAAAUUUUAUGACAUUGAAGACGAAGAAGAAGAGUCAUAUUCUUAAGCCUCUUCUUAGAAAUACAGCAACAAUAAACCUUUAAAUUAUAAUAAUAAUAAUAACUAUAAUAAAUAAUAAGAUUAAUUCAGUUAGAAGUCUUCUUCAAAUCAAUUUAAGGAAAAGAAUUUUUCUAAUUAAAUGAAUAAUUAACCAAGCAAAAAAACUAGUAACAAUUAUGAAUUUGACAAAUACUCGAACACCUCAAGCUAAAAAUCUUAUAAUUCCAGCUAAAAAUCAUCAUAAACAUAAAGUACUAAUAAGGAAUAAUAAUUUAAUAGCAACAUACCUAGAUAAAACACCUAAAAGUAAUUUAAAAAUUAAUACUAGAACGAAGAGGUAUAAAGCAAUUACAGUAAAUCUAAAACAUCAAAUAGCUAGUAUAAUAGCAAGUAAUCAAAUAAUAGUCAAUAAUAACAACAAUAAUUAAAUUCUAAGUAUACUUACAAAAAUUAUAAAUGA
This is a messenger RNA of Tetrahymena thermophila SB210, 1506 nucleotides long. RefSeq names its product DnaJ domain protein. Gene Ontology annotation, molecular function: protein folding chaperone; protein-folding chaperone binding. The transcript is spliced from 4 exons. Lineage: Eukaryota; Ciliophora; Oligohymenophorea; Hymenostomatida; Tetrahymenidae. The record is from RefSeq and is a predicted model, not a curated record. Gene Ontology annotation, cellular component: nucleus; cytoplasm.